Molecule: messenger RNA, 1617 nt
Organism: Malassezia globosa CBS 7966
Lineage: Eukaryota; Fungi; Basidiomycota; Malasseziomycetes; Malasseziales; Malasseziaceae
Exons: 1
Coding region: 1-1617 (538 amino acids)
Biological process (GO): xenobiotic detoxification by transmembrane export across the plasma membrane
Cellular component (GO): membrane
Molecular function (GO): antiporter activity; xenobiotic transmembrane transporter activity
Source: RefSeq, a predicted model, not a curated record
AUGCCGUCUCGUGAUGCCGAGCCGGAUGACGCAGGCUCGGUACGGUCGGGCAAUCUCUCUGGCAUAAUUGCAGGAGAUUUUCUAGUUGCGAGUCAGCAUCCUGCGUCAAUCCAGCGGGAAGAUGCACCGCUUCUCGCUGACUCGUCAUCGACAUCCAUGAUCCAGCCACACAUCUCCAGCAUGGGCAAUGCGUCUGGUUACGGGGCUAUACGGCCUUCUAGCUCACUUGCACAGAGCAUAUCUCCCGACAGUCACUUGCGCUCAGAACUCUAUACCCUACUGAAUUUCACGAUACCAGUCUGUGCGACACAUCUUUUGGAGCUCAGUUUGUCUGUCGUGUCGAUCUUGAGCUUGGGGCAUCUCGGCACCGUCGAACUUGCUGCUGUUUCACUAGCAGGCAUUACCGCGAACGUAACCGGGUUUAGUGUAAUUAGCGGUCUCAUUUCCGCAUUGGACACGCUACUCCCUGCUUCAUACACACGCCAGCCUCAUCUAAUGGGGCUAUGGACCCAGCGCGUCGGCAUCAUUAUCAUGUUUAUUUUGCCCGCCAUCGUUCUUUUGUGGCUCAAUGCAGAGAGUGGAUUACUUUUGCUUGGUCAAGAACCUGAUAUUGCGCACAAGGCCCGUCAAUUUCUCGCUGUCCUGGCUCUGGGUCUUCCGGGUCAUGCCGUGUUCGAGUUGUGCCGUCGCUUUCUUCAGGCCCAGGGCGUCAUGCAUGCGCCGACUGUCGUACUUUUGAUCGUGUCACCCAUCAAUGCCCUUGCGAAUUUCAUCCUUGUUUGGGGUCCUGAACAAUUUCGUUUUGGUUUCCUGGGCGCACCGAUGGCCAGUGCCAUAUCGAUGUGGCUCAUGGCGAUUCUGUGCGUCAUGCAAUGUGCUUUGCUCUCACACGGGACAUGGGGAGGCUUUUCUCGUAAGGCGUGGGAUCCUGCCGCUCUCAAGACAUGCGCUUCGCUCGGUUUUGCCGGCUUGCUGAGUCUCGCAUCAGAGUGGUGGGCCUGGGAAAUUGUUGGGCUCGUAACCGCUGCUCUUGGCACACGUGCCCUUGCAUCUCAAUCUGUGCUUCUUGUCCUGUCAUCUGUGACAUACCAACUGCCCUAUGGUGCUGCCGUCGCUUCGUCUGUGCGUGUUGGUAACCUGUUAGGCGCUAUGCAUGCACAGUCCGCGCGUAUCGCGAGUCAUGCGGCUAUUGUCUUGUCACUCCUUAUUGGGCUGCUGAAUUCAUCAAUUGUGUUUUUCACGCGACACCACCUGGGAUACUUGUUUAGUAGUGACGAUGCCGUCGUGGAACUAGUCGCCUCCGUCUUGCCCAUCAUGGCCCUUUUCCAGUGUGCCGAUUGUACAUGUGGCAUUGUCGGUGGCAUCUUGCGAGGCUGUGGACGGCAGUCUCUGAGUGCGUUCAUCAACGUGACAGCUUACUACAUGGCUGGACUCCCAGUGAGUCUAUUUCUUGCUUUUGGUCCCUGGCAUCUUGGUCUUGCCGGACUUUGGUGGGGUCUCACCAUUGCGCUUGUUUACGGGACCAUCACUUCUCUCUGGUAUGUGUAUUAUAUGGAUUGGGACAAGGUUAUGCAGCAAGUGCAUCGCACUAUGCAUGCCAGUGUACAAGAGGCUUGA